Molecule: messenger RNA, 3042 nt
Organism: Closterium sp. Naga37s-1
Lineage: Eukaryota; Viridiplantae; Streptophyta; Zygnematophyceae; Desmidiales; Closteriaceae
Source: the annotation of a GenBank genome assembly
CUCCUGGCUCAUCCCUUCCCUCGCCCGUCCUGCUCUUCCUCCUUCCAUUCUCUCCUCCUCUCCCUCCUCUUGUCCAUCCCUCUCCCCUACACCUCUCCCUUCUUCCACUCCCUCUUCCUCUGCCUCCCAAUUCUGCAUGUUGCUGCUGUUGCUCCUCCUCCUGCUGCUGCUGCUGCUGCUGCUGCUGCUGCUGCUGCUGCUGAUGCUGCUGCGGCUGCUGCUGGUGUUGCUGCGGCUGCUGCUGCUGCUGCUGCUGCUGGUGUUGCUGCUGCUACUGCUGCUGCUGCUGCUGCUGCGGCAGGCGCACCUGCAGGCGCACAGGCUGCCAGAACGGCUGCCGGAAUCCACCCCGCCCUUUCCGCCACCGCCGCUGCCCACCCCAACGUGCUCUACGUGACAUAUGCUGAUGGCGUUACCUUCGUCGGACACCCGGGCGACUGCACAGCAGCCUUCAACCACGACACCAACAGGCUCUCAGCACUGGGCCUCCCACACAGCACACCCGCGCCAAUGUGGGGCCGAGCUGACUCGCAGGUGCAAUCAGAAGGCCUCCCCGCAGAUAGCCACCACCGACCUGCAACUCGCCUCGCUGCCACUCACACCCUGCAUCUCACCCGCUGCCUCUCACCCACUGCCUCUCACCCACUGCCUCUCACCCACUGCCUCUCACCCACUGCAUCUCACUCACUGCAUCUCACUCACGGCAUCUCACUCGCGGCAUCUCACUCACUGCAUCUCACUCACUGCAUCUCACUCACUGCAUCUCACUCACUGCAUCUCACUCACUGCAUCUCACGGCAUCUCACUCACAGCAUCUCACUCACUGCAUCUCACUCACUGCAUCUCACUCACUGCAUCUCACUCACUGCAUCUCACUCACUGCAUCUCACUCACUGCAUCUCACUCACUGCAUCUCACUCACUGCAUCUCACUCACUGCAUCUCACUCACUGCAUCUCACUCACUGCAUCUCAACGCGGGUAGAAGUGCAACAGCUGCGAAUCUGGGCGCAGGCCUCCCUCCCACCGUCACUCGUUGGGGCGCCCACCUCAGAUUGCUGAGCCUCACAGAGAGAGGCAGUCGCCUCACACUCCCGGCAGCAGCACCGCCUCCCGUCAGCCUCGCCACCUUCCUCACGUCACGCCCACCCCCACCCCCUCGCCCCCUCGCCCCUUGGCUCACCUCGUCCUGCGUGGAGCCAAUACCCUCGCCCCGCGCGCGUCUACUCUCCUCCGCCCACUCGCUAGCUGCCGCGUCCCCUUUCCGCACCGACUGCUGCGCCACUCCGUCAAGCGCAGCGCGCGCUCCCCCCAGCAGGCGGAGGGUGUGGCGCGCUGCAGGGGGCGCGGGGGAGGCGGACGCGGGGGCAGCGCCGCUGGUGACUGCUGCGGGGGAUAGCGCAGUGAGGGCGGGCCUCUUCCGCUCGCCAGUCUCAGGGGGAGUGGAGAGUGCCACGAGCGCCCACGGCCUACCCGCCCCAGCAGUGGCAGUGCGCAACCAGGUGGAGCAGGCAUCGCAGUACGUACAGCUCUGCUCUGCGCUGCUCUGCUCCAUCAUGCCACGGUGUCCGCCACACGCUCGGAUCUCUUCCGCUCACCUGUGUCUGGAGGAGUGGAGAGCGCCACGAGCGCCCACGGGCUGCCGGCCCAGCGCUGUGGUAGCAGUGCGCAGCCUGGUGGAGCAGGCGCAGCACGCGCAGCGCAUCUCUGCUCCAUCAUGCCCCGCUCGCACCGCUGCCGCAAGGGUACCCCUUGAGGCCGCUCACCCCAUGUUCCCUGGCGCCACCCCCUUUCCCGCUUCCCCAUCUUUCUGCCCGCUCCUCUCCGCGGCCACAAUGACUGCGCUCACUCCUCUGCUGCCCCCGCCUGCGCUGUGCUUUCCCCUGCCUUCCAAGUGGAGCAGUGGCACUUGGCACUCACCCUGCGCUGCAUCACUCGCCGUGCCUGCGCUGCCCACCAGAUGCUCGUGUGUGGCUGUCUCGUUGUGCGUGCUGCGAGUAAUCGCCCCUCCCCUGUCGUCAUCACCGCACGCCUUUCCUCUCCCCAUGGACGAGGUGCGAGAGGAGCAGAUCAUUCACCUUGCCGCACUUUGCCCCAUUUGCCCUCUCCCCAUCUACCCUUCCCAUCUCCUGUUCCUAUUUCCCCUCCCCAUCUUCCCUCCCCAUCUUCCCUCCCCAUUUCCCUCCCUAUCUCUCGCAGGUCCCUUGAGACGUGAGGUGUCUGCAUGGGGUGGGCUGCUGUGGUCCUUGGCGUCACAGCCCUACCCUCUCUCGCCUGCUCAGAUGCCCUGCCAGGUCAGAUACGAUGUGAGAGUGCAGUCAAACACACCUUCACCCGCGCAACCUCCAAUCCGACCCGCGCUGCACCGUGGUGGUGCAGAUCCCGGGGUGGAGCGGCCUCGCCAACGCAUGCGCCACCAUCUUUGGGGACCUCUACCCCCUGCCGCCCAGCCAGCAGUAUUUCUCAACGAGGCACUCUACAGCUCGUCCCAGGGGGCAUGCGCGGGGGGCAUGAUCGCUGCGACUCAGUUGAGAAGAGAGGCAGUGCUGGCAACGGCCAAGCUGUCCUCUGCCGCCACGGGCGAGGCGCAGUCGUCGGUGAGGUGCACCAAGGUGCCACCAAUCCUCCUCAUUCCCACUGCACCACGCUCGCAUGCUCCAUGCAGCCCUUCCCUACGUCCGCACUCCCACACUCUCCAUCCUACCUCCAUUGCUCCCACCUCCACCACCCCCAUCGCCCCAGGUGCUGAUGCCGCUGCUCCCCUUGCUCCCCUGCCUGCGUUGUUGCCACCCCCAACCUGUCCGCCCCGUGCGCUGCAGUGCCUGCUCACCUGCCCCCACCUGCUCUCAUGCUCUCCUUCCACACGAAAACACAGAGGAGUCGCGGGGGAGGGAUGGACGGAUGUGGCUGCUCCACGCGCUACACAGCAAAUCCGUGAUUCUAUGCAACCCCCUCCACCACCUGCGUCUCUGACAAUAUUCCCUAACCAUGCCUAUGCAUGGCUGGUCUCUGAUUCAUCUCACAACUUCUGGCAUGCAUUUUAG